AUGUAUUUAAAUCAAAAAGAAAUAGAUGAAAGCCUUAAAAUUUGUUAAGAUGAAUUUAAUGAGAAUUCUAUUUUAAAAUAGUAAACUGUUUCUAUUUAUUUAAAUAAUUUAUAAUUUACUUGGCCAAAUAGAAUUUAAACUAAAUAAGAUUUUGAAAAAUAAAUAGAUGAAAAAAAUGAUAUUUAAAUCAAGUUAUUGGAUAAUAACGAUGACUAAAUAAAUUAAGACUUUAAACUCAUAAUAGAUAAUUUAAUAAUAAACAAAGGAACUUUAAAUAUAAUUGUUGGCUAAAUUGGAUGCGGAAAAAGUGCUUUUUUGUAAUCUAUUUUAAAUGAAAUGGAUUGCUAAAUAAAUAAUAAUGUUAAUUAGGGCUAAAAAUAAAUAAUUGUUAAUGGAAAUAUAGCUUAUGUUUCUUAAAAUCAUUGGCUCUAGACUAAAACUAUAAGAGAAAAUAUUUUAUUUGGGAAAGAUUUUGAAUAAGAAUGGUAUGAUUAAUGUGUUGAAGUAUGUGAUUUAUAGAUUGAUUUUGGAUAUUUUUGGAAAAAAGAUUAGAAGGUAAUAGCUUCUGGGGGAAGUAAUUUAAGUGGAGGGCAAAGAUAAAGGAUUGCAAUUUGUAGGGCUAUUUAUUCAAAGAAAGAUAUAUAUUUAUUUGAUGAUAUUUUUUCCAGUUUAGAUGCUCAUGUGGUUGAAAAAAUAUUCGAAAAAGCCAUUAUAGGUUUACUUAUUUAAAAAUUGAGAAAAACUGUGAUUUUUGUAACUAGUCAUUAUGGCGUAAUAAAAUUCGAUAUCUAUCUAUAAUAUUUUAAAUCCAUGAAUUAUUUUAUAUUUUUUUUGUAUUUAUUAUUUAUUGCUUUUAAUCAUGUAGUUUAAUUCUUUAUUGAUUUUUGGCUAAGAGACUAUGUUUCUAAAGAUUAAAAUUCAUAUUUCUAUGAAUUUAUGAAUCGUUUUUUCAAUUAUAAUUUCGAGGAAACUUUCCUUUUCUAAAUUUAUUUAAUUUUAUUAAUAAACGUUUUCAAUUGUUUAUUUUAUUUCUUGAGUUCAAUCUUAAGUUGUUAGUCUAUAUUUAAGAAACUUAAUAAGAGUAUAAUAUACAGUAAAAUGAGCUUUUUUGAUAAAAACCCCGUAGGGAGGAUUGUUUGUAGAAUUUCGAAUGAUGUAGGAUAAGUAGAUCAUGAUAUUCCAUUUUCUUUUCACGAAACUUUAAAUUAAUUUAUGAUUGUUUAAUAUUUCAAAAAUGAUUUGGAAAAACCUGAAGAGGUUUUGUAAGGAAAUUUAGAAGAAAAUGAGUUAAAUAUUGAAGAAAAAAGUGGAAAUUAUGAUAUUAUUUUUAAAGAUUUAUACAUUACAUAUGAUCAAGUAACAAAUAUUGACAAAAAUUAAAAAGACAUACAAUUCGCAUUGAAAAAUAUUAACUUAAAAAUUAAAAAAGGAGAAAAAAUUGCUUUUUGUGGAAGAACAGGAAGUGGGAAAACUUCAAUUUUGAAUAUAAUUUUUAAUUUAUAUCCAUUUUAAUUUGGAAGUAUUUUUAUUGAUGGAAAAAAUAUUAAAUAGUACUCUAUUAAGGAAUUAAGAUCAAAAAUGUCAAUUAUUCCUUAGUUUGGAUUCUUAUAUAAUAGUAGCUUGAAGGAUAAUUUAGAUCCUGAUAGUUUUUUUUCAAAAGAAGAUGUUGAAUAGAAGAUUAAUUAAACGAAUUUAAAAUUAAACAUUUAAAAUGAAUAAUAAUAAGAAAUCAAUGAUAAUUAAAAAAUUGAUUUAGAUUAUAAAGUGGAAAACGGAGGAAAUAAUUUAUCUAAUGGAUAGAAAUAAAUUAUAAAUUUUUUAAGAAUUAUUUUAAGGGAUACUGAUAUUAUUUGCUUAGACGAGGCUACGUCUAAUAUGGAUCCUUAGACAGAUUAGGAAUUACAUGAUUAGUUAUUUAAACUGGCAGAAAAUAAAACUCUUUUAGUUAUUACUCACAGAUUAGAAAAUAUAGAUAAAUUUGAUAGAGUUGUCGUUUUGGAUAAUGGAAGUAUUGUUGAAUGUGGACAUGUUAGUUAACUAAGAUAAAUUAAAGACGGAUUUUUUAAUAGAUUAUUAAAACAUUGA
This is a messenger RNA of Ichthyophthirius multifiliis, 2085 nucleotides long. RefSeq lists its product as hypothetical. Lineage: Eukaryota; Ciliophora; Oligohymenophorea; Hymenostomatida. The transcript has 3 exons. Gene Ontology annotation, cellular component: membrane. Gene Ontology annotation, molecular function: ATP binding; ATP hydrolysis activity; ABC-type transporter activity. Gene Ontology annotation, biological process: transmembrane transport. The record is from RefSeq and is a predicted model, not a curated record.